AUGGGGAAGAAGCAGCAUAGCAAAGACCGAAUGUUCAUCACGAAGACGGAGUGGGCCACCGAGUGGGGGGGCGCCAAAUCGAAAGAGGUUCGCACCCCUUUCAAACGCCUCCCAUUCUACUGCUGCGCUCUCACCUUUACUCCGUUCGAGGAUCCUGUGUGCUGCGAAGAUGGCAGUGUCUUCGACCUAAUGAACAUAAUUCCAUACAUCAGGAAGUAUGGAAAACAUCCAGUUACAGGAGGUCCGCUCAAGCUAGAGGAUCUAAUACCCCUUGUUUUUCACAAGAAUUCUGAUGGUGAGUUUCAUUGCCCGGUAUUGAACAAAGUUUUUACUGAAUUUACACAUAUAGUUGCUAUAAAGACCACAGGAAAUGUAUUCUGCUAUGAGGCUAUCAAGGAAUUAAAUAUCAAGACCAAGAAUUGGAAGGAGCUUUUGACCGAUGAACCAUUCGCUAAAGAAGAUAUUAUUACAAUUCAGAAUCCUAGUGCACUUGAUAGCAAGGUUCUUGUAGAUUUUGAUCAUGUUAAAAAUAAUUUGAAACUUGAGGAUGAAGAACUUAAGAAAAUGAGCUCAGACCCAACUUACAACAUAAAUGUUUCUGGAGACAUCAAGCAGAUGCUUAAGGAGCUUGGAACUGAAAAAGCAAAAGAAAUUGCAUUACAUGGGGGAGGAGGAAACAAGGCACAAAAUGAAAGAGCUGCUGCUCUUUCUGCCAUAUUAGCUGCAAGAUCACGCAUCAAAGAGGAUUCUAAAUCCAAUGCAAAUGGAGAGGCUAAACCCCGACAAUCUUAUAGUAUUGUUGAUGCUGCUUCUGCUUCUGUACACGGAAGAAGUGCUGCAGCAGCAAAGUCCUCAGCAAGUGAUAAAACUGCUGCUAGGAUUGCCAUGCACAUGGCUGGUGAGCGGGCUCCGGUGAAUGCAAAAAUGAAUUACCACCUUCAACCCGCAUCCAUUCUCAUGGCUUACCUAGUUAGAAAGCUCUUUCCGGUAAAGAGCCGUUUCACCACAGGUGCUGCUUCUCGAUCCUUCACUUCGACUUCUUAUGAUCCUGUGACAAAAAAUGAAUUUGAAUAUGUUAUGGCUGAGAAGAAUCCUAAGAAGAAAGGGUAUGUCCAGCUACAUACUACACAUGGUGAUCUGAACAUUGAGCUGCAUUGUGACAUAACCCCCAGGGCAUGUGAGAACUUCAUCACUCUGUGUGAACGUGGCUAUUACAAUGGAGUAGCUUUUCAUAGAAACAUACGGGGUGAUCCUACUGGCACUGGAAGAGGAGGGGAAUCCAUAUGGGGAAAAACUUUUAAAGACGAAGUAGACUCAAGAUUGCUCCACUCUGGAAGGGGUGUUAUUAGCAUGGCAAACAGUGGGCCUCAUACAAAUGGUUCUCAGUUUUUUAUUCUCUACAAGUCUGCAAAUCAUCUCAACUAUAAGCAUACAGUUUUUGGUGGUGUUGUUGGUGGUCUGACCACACUUUCAGCAAUGGAGAAGGUUCCUGUUGAUGACAAUGAUCGGCCUCUGGAAGAGAUAAAGAUAACCAGUGUAACAGUGUUCGUCAAUCCAUAUACAGAGCCUGAUGAAGACAAUGAACAGGCAAAAACGAAAGAGGAAAAGAAAGAAGAAGAUGAAGACAAUGUUGGUUACAGAUGCAAUGACUUCUCCCCACUUUCACCUAAACAGGACAAGAUUGGGUCAUGGUAUAGCAAUCCAGGAACAGGAGCAAAGGAAUCUGCAAUUGUAGGUGGUGGUGUUGGGAAGUACUUGAAGGCGAGGCAUGCACAGGCUGAAUCUGCUGCUGCUGCUGCUGACAAUGGAUCACAGGCGAUUACUACAGCAAAGAAAAGGAAAUUAGGUGUCUCGGCAAGUGAAUUUAAAGACUUUUCCGCCUGGUAA
Molecule: messenger RNA, 1887 nt
Organism: Thlaspi arvense
Lineage: Eukaryota; Viridiplantae; Streptophyta; Magnoliopsida; Brassicales; Brassicaceae
Source: the annotation of a GenBank genome assembly